CUUUCCGUGCCUCUGUUUUGAUCCACUUGCUGCCUUGAGCUAGCAGACUGCAUAUUGUAGUCAGCACACGUCAGGUUUACUGUUUGUUCUCUGGUGUGUGUCGCUGUUUAGAGGACGGGGGUGUAUGGAAAGGCACAUCCACACGGCUGAAAAGAGAAUCGGGGAGAGGACGGAGAUCCAUCAAAAUUAACAGAGAGCAAGUGUGUCAACAGUCUGCUCGUUCUUCUGUGGAGGAGAAGAGAAGGUCCUUGGUGGUGGCAACAGCUAUUUGGUUCAGCUUCAUUUUAGCCCCGACAGUAUUUUGCGACUGUCCGCUCAGCUACACAUCAAAUUGGACUUCCACGCAAUGCACACUCCCGCGUCCAUGCUGAUGGGGGUGGUGUUUGCUCCCUUGGGCCUUGUGCUGGUGUUCACCGCAGCAAUCACGCCCCAGUGGAGGGAGGGGCAGGCGCGGGUGGGUGGGGCAGGGCGGGGCAGAGCAAAGGAGCUCCUCCUACUUCGAACAGAUGGAUUGUGGGAAAGCUGUCUGCAGGUGGUGCACUCUGAGGUUAAAGAAUGCUGGCCGGUGUCGGGCUCAUAUCAACAGGAUGCUCGGCUUCGACUGGUCCAGGAGAUGGUGCUGUCAUCGCUCGUCCUGUGUGGCGCGGGGAUCGUGCUCGCUAGCGUGGGGGUUCGUUGCUGGACCGAUAUCCCUCUCAGGAGUGUAGUGGCAGCCGGUGGCCUGUUGGUGGCGCUAGCGGGCGUGCUCAGUCUGGCUGCUUUAGGGGUCUACACACGGAAUCUCUCAAAGUUGGGGAUCGAGGUGGAUUUAACUCCACCUGAGACCCUGGAAGUCAACAUGCAAAAAACACUGAGACUAACGCUACACCCGGCUGGGUCGCUGUACUUUGGGUGGGUGGGUGCUUGGGUACAGGUGCUGGGAGGUGCAGCUUUGUUGUUUGGGUUUAAAAGUAUGCAGUGUCCGACCUGUCCCAAAAAGAGACUCAAAGAUAGUGCAGAGAUGUAUGAGGUGAACUGUUAGAUCAACCAAAUAGAACAACAGAACAGACUCUUUUGUACAAUGGGAGAACAGUGUAUUGAUUGCUCUUGUACUGGAUUGACAGCAGUCAACGUAAAAAACCUAAAUACAAGAUCUAUUGAAAAAAAAAUUGGGGGCGACAUUAUACUGUAAGUGUGCAAUUGCCAUUUUUGUUUGGUGAGGAUUGUUUGUCAUAAUUGUCAACAGGUCACAGUAUACACAAUGCUUUCAGUAUAGCUCAAAGUUUUAGCUUAAUAUUUAAUGAGUAACAGUCCCUUAAGCAAGAUGUGUGUAAAGAGGGUUCUUAUAAAAGGUUUGUAUUAUGACAGAGUUUCCUUGUACAUCAUGACAAUGCUGUUCUAAAAUAUUUCCAAAGGUGUUUUACACUGAUGGUUAUGCCACAAGGCUCAAAAGCAUUUUGCUCUUUACCUCUAUGACUGGUCACGCAUACUUUCACUAAAGAUUUAUGGAUAAUAAACUUG
This is a messenger RNA of Triplophysa dalaica, 1500 nucleotides long. It is a transcript of the gene cldn23l, whose product is annotated as claudin 23-like. Bases 347 to 1021 code for a protein of 224 amino acids. The transcript is spliced from 2 exons. Gene Ontology annotation, biological process: cell adhesion; bicellular tight junction assembly. The record is from RefSeq and is a predicted model, not a curated record. Gene Ontology annotation, molecular function: structural molecule activity. Gene Ontology annotation, cellular component: bicellular tight junction; plasma membrane. Lineage: Eukaryota; Metazoa; Chordata; Actinopteri; Cypriniformes; Nemacheilidae.